UUAUUUUGAAAAUAUGUAUAAAAGCUCAAUUAGGCCUACUGUAAUAUAAACAUGGCUCUUCAAGUUUGGGUCGAAGAUAAACUUCAUGAAAUCCUUGGUAUGAGUGAGAAACAUGUUGCCCAAUACCUUAUUGGACUAUGUCAGAAAAGUACAUCAAUGGACGGGUUUGCUGACACUCUACAAAAGACUGGUGCGUUUGAUGUCACUGAUAAAUUUUUAAGUUUUGCAAAAGAUUUAUAUGCAAAAGUUCCACACAAACAAGUUGCCACCAGCAAUACUAAUCGUUUACGAGAACAAAAAAUUGUUUCAAUGCAUCAGAAAAAUUUAAGUUAUAAAUUAGUGUCAUCUGAUGAUGAUGAAACUAUUCCGCCAAAAUCAAGUCGUAAGACAACAUCAGUUUCCUUCUCGGAUAAGAAAGAAAGAAAAGGAUCUAUGGGUAAAAAAGUUCGAGCAAUACGUAAGCGUAAUCAGUCAUCUUCUGAAAGCGAGGAUGAACAACCAACAGGAAAUGACAAAGAUGAUAAAUCUGGAUCGUCAUCAUCAGAUGAAUGGGACAAGGAAGAACAACAAAGAAAACAAGACUUGGAAGAGCGAGAUAAAUUUGCUGAACGAAUGAAAAAAAAGGAUAAAGAGAAAACCAGAAAAGUCAUGGAUCGAAGUGAUGGAAAAGCAUACAAAGAAGCAAAAAAACGUCUUGAAAUUGCAGAUGCCAAUGACUCAAAAAUCCUACAAGAUCUUCGUAAAAAAUCAAGGCGAGAAUAUUUGAAGAAAAGAGAAGAAGAUAAAUUACAAGAAUUAGAAGGUGAUAUUUAUGAUGAGGAACAUUUUUUCGCUGGUGAAGAAUUAACAGAAAAGGAACGCCAAGAAUUAGAAUUCAAGAAGCAAGUUCGCGAUAUCGCGUUAAACUACAAAGGUAUUGGUGAAUCACAAAAACGAGGUCGUUAUUACAUACCAGAGGAAAAAAAGAGAGGUGAUAUACAUGAUGAAUAUGAUGAAACUAUUGGACCAUCAGGAGAAUCUGGUAAAUUGAUUUCAGAGAAUGAACGUUGGGAAGAAGCUCGUAUUCAUGCCGCAAUAGCUCAUUAUGGCGCUAAAGAUGCAAGAGAAAAGAAAGAAGAGAAGAAGUACGAGCUUCUCACAGAAGAUGAUGUGAUUGAAUUUGUUCAAGCUGCUACACACAAAGGCACAUUGAAUGAAGAUCAAUCACCAGAUAUGAGUGCAUCUGAAAAAAAGAAAAUGUCUAUAAAAGAAACUAGGGAAAAUCUUCCAAUCUAUGGAUUUCGUGAAGACUUAUUGGAUGCUAUUGAUGAACACCAAGUUUUGAUUAUUGAGGGUGAAACUGGUAGUGGCAAAACUACUCAGAUUCCUCAAUAUUUGUGUGAGAGUGGAUAUUGCAAAGGGGGAGUGAAAGUCGGUUGUACUCAACCUCGUCGAGUUGCUGCAAUGUCUGUAGCAGCUAGAGUUGCAUCGGAAAUGAAUGUAAAACUUGGGGCAGAAGUUGGUUACUCAAUUCGAUUUGAAGAUUGUACCAGUGAGCGUACCAAGUUAAAAUAUAUGACUGAUGGUAUGCUCUUGCGUGAAUUUCUCACUGAACCAGACUUGAAGGGAUAUAGUGUUAUUAUGAUUGAUGAAGCUCAUGAACGUACUUUACAUACGGAUAUAUUAUUUGGGCUUGUAAAGGAUAUUGCUAGGUUUCGACCUGAAUUAAAAUUGCUAAUUAGCAGUGCUACAUUGGAUGCCGAAAAAUUUUCUGCAUUUUUUGAUGACGCACCAAUCUUCAGAAUACCAGGUCGACGUUACCCAGUGGAUAUUUAUUACACAAAAUCACCAGAAGCUGAUUAUCUUGAUGCCUGUGUGGUAUCUGUGUUUCAAAUUCAUCUGACACAGCCUCUUGGUGAUAUUCUUAUUUUUUUAACUGGACAAGAGGAAAUUGAGACUUGUGCUGAAGUUAUUCAAGAGCGUGCGAGGCAACUAGGGUCAAGGAUCAAAGAACUUGUUAUUUUACCUAUUUAUGCAAACUUACCAUCUGAUAUGCAAGCAAAAAUAUUUGAGCCAACUCCCCCAGGUGCUAGGAAAGUUGUUAUUGCCACUAAUAUCGCAGAGACUUCUCUUACUAUUGAUGGAAUUGUUUAUGUAAUUGAUCCUGGAUUUUGUAAGCAAAAAAGUUUUAAUGCAAGAACAGGUAUGGAGUCUCUUAUAGUAGUUCCAUGUUCAAAACAAAAUGCAAAUCAAAGAGCGGGCCGAGCUGGAAGAGUUGGACCAGGAAAAUGCUUCAGAUUAUAUACUGCAUGGGCUUACAAACAUGAACUUGAAGAUGCAAGUGUCCCUGAGAUUCAGCGAACGAACCUCGGAAAUGUUGUAUUGAUGCUUAAAAGCUUGGGUAUCAAUGAUUUAAUUCAUUUUGAUUUUAUGGAUCCACCCCCUCAUGAAACUCUUGUUAUGGCUUUAGAGCAGCUUUAUGCACUUGGUGCUUUGAAUCACCUCGGUGAACUAACAAAACUGGGGCGUAGAAUGGCAGAAUUUCCAGUUGAUCCUAUGUUAUCAAAAACUUUGUUAGCAUCUGAGAAAUAUAAAUGUUCUGAAGAAGUGGUAACCAUAGUUGCCAUGUUAUCAGUUAAUAACUCCAUAUUUUAUAGACCCAAAGAUAAGAUAGUGCAUGCUGAUAACGCUCGACAAAACUUUUAUAUGCCUGGGGGUGACCACCUUGUUUUACUAAAUGUAUAUAACCAAUGGGUGGGAACUGGUCAUUCUACUCAAUGGUGCUUUGAAAAUUUCAUUCAACAUAGGUCAAUGAAAAGAGCUCGUGAUGUACGAGAUCAACUCGAAGGUCUGAUGGAACGUGUGGAAAUUGAACCAACUUCAAAUCCAAAUGAUAUUGUUGGAAUACGUAAAGCGUUUACAGCAGGAUUUUUCUAUCAUGUUGCUCGCCUGACGAAAGGUGGUUACAAAACAGCUAAACAUCAGCAAAGUGUUCACAUUCAUCCAAAUAGUAGUAUGUUCGAAGAGCAACCCAGAUGGCUUUUAUAUUUUGAGCUUGUGUUUACAAGUAAAGAAUUCAUGCGACAAGUCAUUGAGAUAGACAGUCAAUGGUUACUUGAAGUUGCCCCACAUUACUAUCAAGCGAAGGAAAUUGAAGAUUCUAGUAAAAAGAAAAUGCCGAAAAAUGUUGGUAAAUCCAGAGAAGAGCUAGGAUGAACUAACUUGUGAUUGUGAGCGGUAAAAUGGUAUUUCCAACUGCAACUUGGAAGAUUACAACACUUGAGGCAUGGAUAAAAAAGAGAAUAAAACGAAUUAUUUUCAGUAACAUGCUGAAGAGAGGGCUGAUGAAAAAGAUAGAACCAUGGGCAGAACAAAUCUUCUUGGAUAUAUAUUUAUAUACAUAUACUUUGUGUUGAGCAUGCAUACUUUGCGACUUAUGUCCAGUAAAAUUGAAAUGAAUUACAAAUUUGAUUCCAGAUUUUUGCGAUUUGGUCAUAUCAGUACCUGGAAUCAGCAAUUUGUGGGCCAAAUUUUCUUUCAGUAAUUUUAAAGAUGUUAUUCAACAUUUCAAUAAUCAUUUUAUUGAUUUUUUUCUUCCGCAAAUUAUACAAAUCUCCUAUUUUUCAAAGUAUCUGGACACAGUUUCACCUUUGUCUUCAAAUUGACUUACAUAUGGAUACAAAAUUUGAUCAGAUGAAGCCGAACUAGAACAAUUUCCACUUUUCAUCUGAGUAAAAAUACUUUGCUCUUGUAAAGUGAUGGCUGCUUGUCUAACGCACUAUAACAACAAAUAAGUGAAUAUCCAGAAUAAAAAGAUCUAUUUUUAAGUAAUCAAUUACAAAUUUUGAUUUGGUUGAGUUUUGAUAGUGUAUGUGAAAGAUGAAGAAAGAAUUUUUGAUAAAAUAUGAUUCUUUAAGUCGCUAUUUAAUAAGUAAAAUCGUAUUCUGUUUUUCCUGUAGUUAUUCCAGCUUGUCUUGAGACAGCUGGGAUGAAAUCGUUUGAUAUUCAUGUGAUCUACUUAGGGUCUUCUUUGUUUUCUUCCGAGACCCUUGAGUUCUAUGAUCUGCUUCGGAUCGUGAUUAAAGGUUCGAAAUGU
Messenger RNA from Styela clava, 4075 nucleotides. The record is from RefSeq and is a predicted model, not a curated record. NCBI's taxonomy places the organism in Eukaryota, Metazoa, Chordata, Ascidiacea, Stolidobranchia, Styelidae.